UUGGUCACCCAAUGUUCCUUGGAUCACACAACACAAAAACAAACCCAUGAGAAAUACCAUAUUCAUUACUCCUAAGUUUAGAUUAAGCCAAUUAAGCCUGAAUUCAUGAUGAUGAGGGGCCAAUCUAAGAGCUCUCAAAGCUCUUUGUUAUGUGUUUUAGGCUUUAUUACUUUGUUUCUCUCCUUUAUUGUCACCGCCACCACUAACACCGCCCACAACCACCAACACCAGCACCACCACCACAAACAACAAGAGAGUGAUAGGAUCAUCAAGUUGCCUGGGCAGCCAGCAAAGGUGAGCUUCUCUCAAUACUCCGGUUAUGUCACGGUUGACAAGCGGGCUGGCCGGGCCCUAUUUUACUGGUUGAUUGAGUUGCCGGCCAAUGGGAAGCCCACAUCAAAGCCCCUUGUGUUGUGGCUCAAUGGUGGGCCUGGUUGCUCAUCGGUGGCCUAUGGGGCCUCUGAGGAGGUGGGUCCAUUUCGUGUUCGUCCUGAUGGAAAGACUCUCGCCUUGAGUCCAUACGCUUGGAAUAAAGAGGCCAACUUGCUUUUCCUUGAUUCACCUGCUGGUGUUGGUUUUUCCUACUCAAACACUUCAUUUGAUCUUGUCACGGGUGACCAAAGAACAGCUAAGGAUGCAUACACAUUCCUUGUAAAGUGGUUUGAGAGGUUCCCUCAAUACAAGCAGAGGCCAUUCUACAUUGCUGGAGAAAGUUAUGCAGGUCAUUACAUUCCUGAGCUAUCCCAAGUCAUUGUUCAUCAUAAUAAGGGUAUCAAGGAUCCAAUAAUCAAUUUCAAAGGUUUUUUGUUGGGAAAUCCCCUUAUAGAUGAUUAUUAUGAUAAUAUUGGAACAUUUGAGUUCUGGUGGAACCAUGGUUUGAUAUCGGACUCAACCUACGAAGCGCUAAACGAGUCGUGUCCAUAUGAAUCAUUUUUAUAUCCUCGGAAUCAGUGUUACGAAGCUCUCACUCGCGCUUACUCUCAAUUCGGAGAUAUCAAUCCCUAUGCCAUUUAUGAUGGUCCAUGUUCUGAAACUGGAACUCUUCUUCACAAUUUAAAGACUUCCUUGCCAUGGACAUUUAGAGGGAAUGACAAGUGCAUAGUGAGGUAUACAAAAAUGUACAUGAAUCUCAAGGAUGUACAAAGGGCUCUCCAUGCAAAUGUUACUCAAAUUCCUCAUCCUUGGAUGACUUGCAGUGAUGUUAUAAGGGGCAGUUGGACUGAUUCGCCCAAAUCUAUGCUUCCUAUCAUAAAGGAACUCAUUGCAGCUGGACUCAGGAUAUGGAUCUUUAGUGGGGGUAGUGAUGCUGUUCUUCCACUGACUGCAACAAGAUAUUCCAUUAAAGCUCUAAAUCUUGAGACCAUCAAAGAUUGGUUUCCCUGGUACUACAAUCAACAGGUUGGAGGGUGGAGCCAAGCAUACAAAGGCCUGACCUUUGUGACAGUAAGAGGAGCUGGACAUGAAGUUCCCCUGGGCCGCCCUAAGCUUGCACUCACACUCUUUAGACAUUUCUUAUACAAUCAAACCAUGCCAUCAUCACCUUCUUGACAAUAUUUGCAAAUCAAUAAUGCUAUGGAAUUAGCAAAAAUAAUUCUGAAAUGAAGUGAGGGAAGCAGAUUCAUCCUGGGUGUUAUCCACAUUAUACGAAAUUUGAAUUUAAACCAUAUAUUUUAUUUUCUGAUCAAUUUUCAAGUUGCUUUUCUAAGUUCGUAUCUUUGUCUUUUGCCGAUUUGGGCAUCCAAGUUGUAAGUGAGUCAUUGUUAGAUUGAUAGUUUAGUUAGCUAUAUGAUAACAAUGUUGUU
Molecule: messenger RNA, 1802 nt
Organism: Camellia sinensis
Lineage: Eukaryota; Viridiplantae; Streptophyta; Magnoliopsida; Ericales; Theaceae
Product: serine carboxypeptidase-like 27
Biological process (GO): proteolysis
Cellular component (GO): vacuole
Molecular function (GO): serine-type carboxypeptidase activity
Source: RefSeq, a predicted model, not a curated record